AAUUUUCUCCUCAGAAAAUUAAAGUUUUCAUCUUCACGCAAAAGGAAUAAUCUCCCGAACGGUUUCUUCCUUCUGUAGAUCAAAGCUUUCAUCGAAACCCUAGAUCUUUCCGAUUUCAAUUUCGCGAAUUAGAUCUCUCUGUUUCACACAAAGCAAAGCAACUUUUCAGAUCUGAGAAAAAAAGUUCAGAUAUGUCGAAGCCUUGGGGAGGGAUUGGAAUCGGGGCGUGGGCGGACGAAGCGGAGAAGGCGGAUGAAGAGCAGGCGGCGGAAGCUUCAGCCACCGCGGCGGAUGUGCAGAGUUUUCCGAGCUUGAAGGAGGCAGCGAGCAAUGUUAAGUCUAAGAAGAAGAAGAAGAUGACUCUCUCUGAGUUUGGUGCUUACGCGGCGCCUGCGGGUAGAAACUCCGUUGGGUUGACGCAGCAAGAGAUUCUUCAGCUGCCUACUGGUCCUAGGCAGCGCUCGGAGGACGAGAUGCAGCCUGGAAGGUUAGGCGGUGGGUUCUCUUCUUACGGAGGUCGUUCUGGUGGGAUGGGGAGAGAUCGGAAUGAUUCUGAAGGCUCUUGGGGUGGUGGUGGUGGUGGUGGGGGAAGGAGACCGUAUGGUGGUGGGUUUGAUGAUGAUAGGAGAGGAGGUUCGCCUAGGGUUUCGGAGUUUCCGCAGUCUUCGAGAGCUGAUGAGGUUGAUGAUUGGGGGAAAGGGAAAAAGUCGAUUCCUUUUGAUCAAGGGCGUCAGGGUGGUCGUUAUGGUGGCCUCGGAGGCGGUGGCGGUGGUAGUUUUAACGGCGGUGGUGGUGGAGGUGGUGGCAGUUAUGGCGGUGGUGGAUUCUCAAAAGCUGACGAAACUGAUAACUGGGCUGCUGGGAAAAGACAAGCUCCGGUUCGGUCAUCUACAUUUGGGUCCGGUUACGGUGACUCAGGACGUGAACCUGACCGUUGGUCUAGAGGAGUAGCCGUUGGUGGUGUUCAGGAGGAACGUCGUCGUUUGGUUUUGGAGCCACGAAAAGUUGACUCAGGAGGAGCGAGUGAGACUCCGCCAGCUGGUGCUAAGACGAGUAAGCCUAGCCCCUUUGGGGCAGCUAGGCCUAGGGAGGAGGUUUUAGCGGAGAAAGGUUUGGACUGGAAGAAGAUUGACUCGGAGAUUGAGGCUAAGAAAGGAGGUUCUCAAACGAGCAGGCCAACGAGCGCACAUUCUAGCAGACCUUCCAGUGCUCAGUCUAACAGGUCUGAGAGUUUGGGGAUGAAUAAUGUGGUGAAACCGAGGCCGAAGGUGAAUCCUUUUGGGGAUGCAAAGCCUCGAGAAGUGUUGCUGGAGGAACAAGGGAAGGAUUGGCGAAAGAUGGAUAUGGAACUUGAGCAUCGCAGAGUUGACAGGCCUGAAACAGAAGAAGAGAAGAUGUUAAAGGAAGAGAUUGAAGAACUAAGGAAAAAACUCGAGAAGGAAUCCAUUGCUCCAGAGAUCAAGCAAUCUGAUCAAGAACCUGGCACUAAUAAUAAUAAUCACCAUGAUUUACCAGAAACUCUACGUGGCAAAGAGAAAGCUCUGGAAAUACUAACCCGUGAGCUUGACGACAAAGUCAGGUUCAGGCAGAAACCAGUUGAGAGGCCCGGGUCUGGUGCAGGCAGAACCGGUUCUUACUCAGAAAGAACACACUCCCGGUCUGGAUCAAUCGAUGAAUCCAGGAGUUUUGAGUCCACAGAGAGACCAAGAUCUCGUGGAGCAGUUGAUGCCUGGGUUAGACCUGUUGAUGAUCAGCGAAGAAACUUCCAAGGAAGCAAAGAGCGUGGAUUCUUCAGCAACAGGCCGUCGUCUAGGGAAGGAUGGUAAGAAAGGAAAGGAAGACCAGCCAAAUGUUAGAUGUUCUGACAGGUGGUCCCUGUCAGGCGUUAAUUUGUAGUAAUAAAAAUUUAUCAUCUCCUUGAAAAAACACUCUAAUCUUUGUUCCUUUUUGUUGGUUCAUCUUCGGAAUCAGAGCCUUGUUGUUUUGUUUUGGUUUCCUUGUAAGCGAAGACGUGUGUCUCAAGAGAAUGUCUAUUUUGUUAUACUUUUUAAAGACAUGUUUGUUUGCCAGCAAA
Messenger RNA from Brassica rapa (field mustard), 2074 nucleotides. Its product is annotated as eukaryotic translation initiation factor 4B1. Gene Ontology annotation, molecular function: translation initiation factor activity; mRNA binding. Lineage: Eukaryota; Viridiplantae; Streptophyta; Magnoliopsida; Brassicales; Brassicaceae. The record is from RefSeq and is a predicted model, not a curated record.